Hippocampus comes (tiger tail seahorse) is the source of this 558-nucleotide messenger RNA. Its product is annotated as inter alpha-trypsin inhibitor, heavy chain 4-like. Bases 94 to 558 code for a protein of 154 amino acids. The record is from RefSeq and is a predicted model, not a curated record. The transcript is spliced from 4 exons. Lineage: Eukaryota; Metazoa; Chordata; Actinopteri; Syngnathiformes; Syngnathidae.
AUUGAUUUUGAUCUUGAACUUUUGUAGGCCUGGGUUCAUUUCUACCCGACAGUGGAUCAACAAAAAACAUGUGACAGCUGUGGAGACAAGGGUAUGAACGGAGAUCUGGUUAUAGUUUAUGACGUCAACAGAGACAGGUCACUGGGGGACAUCAAGACAUCAAGUGGAUAUUUCGUCCAUCACUUUGCUCCAUCGCAACUUGCCCGCAUUCCAAAGAAUGUUGUCUUUGUCAUUGAUAAAAGUGGUUCCAUGCGUGGCAAGAAAAUAGAACAGACCCGCACGGCAUUAAUCCAUAUCCUGAAUGACCUGGCAGAGGAUGACUUCUUUGGUCUCAUCACUUUUGAUAGCUCCCUGUAUUACUGGAAGCAAGAACUUGUUCAGGCCAACUCACAAAAUGUGAAAAGCGCCAAAGAAUUUGCAGGGAACAUUCGAGAGCAUGGAGGCACAAAUAUUAAUGAAGCAUUGUUGGAUGGAUCACGUAUGUUGAAUGAGAACCCGAGGAAAGGUUCGGCUUCUAUCCUCAUACUCCUCACGGAUGGAGACCCAACCUCAGGUUAA